GCGCUGGUCAGAAUAGGUCACAAAUGUCAUUCAAAACUCAUUCAGCUGUUUCUAGUACUCAAGUGGCAGCAGUGCUGUGGCUGCUGAGAGCUGUAUGGGACCGCGCGCGCUAAUCAAAUCCAUUAAUAAAGAUGGCACUGAUGGGAGUUCAGCUGGUGGUCAGCUUGCUGGCAGUCAGCAUAAUGCAGAAAAUGGCCCCACAUUGCUCUUUUGCACGCUGGCUCCUAUGCAAUGGCAGUCUCUUGAGGUUCAAGCAUCCUUCAGAGGGAGAACUUUGUGCACUAGCAGGCAAGCAGAUACCCAACAAGGCUGGCAGAAGAGACAGGAGGCAGAACGGUCACGGGGAGCCCAAGCCACUUACCGUUCCAAAGGACAUUGAUUUACACCUGGAGAGCACCCCUGUGAAUGUUAUAGAUGCUCUGGUUUUGCGCUUCUUUGUGGAGUACCAGUGGUUGAUUGACUUUGCCGUCUAUGCAAUGGGCAUCUACCUCUUCACUGAAGGCUACUACUUUGUUGUGGAUGCUAGUAAAGAAAUCAACAUUGGGGCCAUCUGGUGUGUCUUGAUGGUGUUCUUCUGUCUGAGGACUCUGCAUGUGCUCAUGAGCCACUACUUCCGCUCAGACGAGGGCGGAGAGCGCUCUGUGUGUUUGGCGUUUGGCUUUCUCUCUCUGCUUGUGGCCAUGUUAGUUCUAGUGGUGAGGGAGGACUAUCUGGAGUUUGGCCUUGAGUCUGGUUUCACUAGUGUUUUUGACAACUUUGAAGCUUUUGCCAAACAGCAAGGAUUUGAGUGGUCCAUUCCUUUCACCAAACUGGGAAUAAAGUUGGGUUUGGCUUUCAUUUGUGCCUUCUUUGGAGCUCUGCUGGCUUUCCCUGGACUUCGCCUGGCCCAAACUCACUUAGAUGCUGUACAGAUGAAUGAGAAGAGGCCAGUCAUGCAAAUCCUUCUGCACGUCAGUUUCUUGUCCCCAUUGGUUAUACUUGUGUUAUGGAUCAAGCCUCUUGCACGUGACUUCUUAGGAAAUGCUCCUAUGGGAAAGACUUCAGUCACACUGCUUUCCAGCUCAGCCUUCGACUCAGUGCGUCUGUGGAUAAUCGUGGGGCUGUGUGUGCUGAGGCUGCUGCUCACCCGUCACCACCUGCAGGCUUACCUGAACCUCGCUCCCAAAUGGGUGGAGCAGAUGAAGAAGGAGGCGGGUCGUAUUGCUGCUGUUGACAUCCAGAGAAAGGUGACCCGUGUGUACUGCUACCUGACUGUAGUAACACUACAGUACCUCAUCCCUGUUCUGCUUGUGCUGUUCUCAACCCUGGCCCUCAAGGCUCUAGGAGACUUCUCAUGGGGGCUGGGCGCUGAGACUCCAGGUGUGACGCUAGCACCAGUUCUUCCAACCACUCCUCCCCCACUACCCAGGUCAGAAGAUGAGGACGAUAUAGAGGACAUGGAGGAGGACAUCCAAGUCACCGUGGCUCACUUGGCUGAGGUGUUUUCUGCACUACGUUCCGUCCUCACCCCUAUCUUCUUCAGAGGGAUCUUUGCCUUUCUUACCUGGUGGGUGGCGGCCUGCCAGCUCAUCAGCAGCCUGUUCGGCAUUUACUUUCACCAGUAUCUGAUGCAGAGCUGAGCUGAGCUAAAGAAUGGCCCCUGUGUGCAGGCUGUGUGCACUGCGACAAUCUAAUCCAGCUCCUGAGGAGAACACUUGAGCUCCACCAACACACACCAGGCAUGUUUAUGCCUCUGAGGGUUUGAUCUUGACUGAAGAGUGUGACGUGUUUGGUCCAAGACAAAGAAAAUGCUGCAGUAUUGAUUUUGACGCAGUUGUAUUAAAACAGAAUUUGUUUGCUACACUUAAAUCAAAUGGACAAUGCACAGAAGGAAAGGUUUUUUUUUCGUUGAAUACUCUGUUGCUACAAAUUGAAUCACUUAAUAAUUUUGAAGAACUUGCUGUUAUUCAACAGUUAAAGUUUGUGAUGUAAUACUAAGUGCCUGGUAACUCAGGGAUUUGAAGUCACAAUAUUUCCUCUACCAGCACUGAACUAAUUAUAAACUGCACAAAGGCACAAAGUAGCAGGUUGCAGUUUUGCUCAGACUCUCCUGUUUCAGUGCUGAUGUAUUAAAGGUUUUGGUGCCUGCACAAUAUUUUAUCCAGUUUUGCAGGUCUUGGAUCAUGCUAUAAUAACAAUCCAAUCAAGGUUUAGUUUGACUUUUGUUUCCCUGAGUAGUUCUAAUUUAUUUAUCUUGGUCCCAUUGAAUGACCACAUGCUAAUUUAGUAUAAGGUGAUUUGUUAGAAGUUUUUUUUUUUUUUAAUGAAAUGCAUGGUGUGACAGUACUGUUUGACUGAGAGUGUGUGUUUUAUUAAAAUUCCGAAUGCCUCAA
Molecule: messenger RNA, 2372 nt
Organism: Hemibagrus wyckioides
Lineage: Eukaryota; Metazoa; Chordata; Actinopteri; Siluriformes; Bagridae
Gene: tmem161a
Product: transmembrane protein 161A
Exons: 12
Coding region: 132-1619 (495 amino acids)
Source: RefSeq, a predicted model, not a curated record